AUGCAAACAAGGUCAAGCAAGGCUCGCAAGUAUCUAGAUUCCGUCAAACCUGCAUUCAUUGACAAUGGUGUGCCUGUUUUUAAGCCCACCAUUGAACAAUUCCUGGAUUUCUACGCUUUUAAUAAAGCAAUUAAUGAGUACGGGUUGCAGUCUGGUAUCGUACGAGUCAUUCCCCCUGCAGAGUGGUUAGAUAGUGUUGCAAAAUGCUACACCGUAGACAAUUUGUCCCGAGUAUGCAUCAAAAACCCUAUUGUUCAAACAAUCAACCAUGAUGGACACGGGGUUUUCCAACUGCAGAAUGUCGAGCGAGCUAGAAAGUACAACCUUGAACAGUGGAGGGAAUUAUCGAGGAGCUAUGAGCCACCGAGGAAGAAAAGAAGACAAUCUGUCGAGCAAGAAAAAGAGAGUUUGAAAGACUCGAAAGAAGGCAAAGAAAGUAAAGCAGAUUUGAAAAAGUAUUUCAUUGAUACAUCUAUUUACACAGAUGAGCGUUGUCAGGAACUAGAGCGAGCCUACUGGAAGGGUCUCACAUAUGCUGAACCCAUAUAUGGAGCAGACACUUUGGGGUCACUAUUUGUUGAUGAUAUAAAGUCAUGGAAUGUGGCAAAGCUCCCAAAUAUAUUGGAUCUAAUGGAAGAGGAAAUCCCUGGUGUCAACAAUGCUUACUUAUAUGCUGGCACUUGGAAAGCGACAUUUGCCUGGCAUUUGGAGGAUCAGGACUUGUACCUGAUCAACUAUUUACAUUUUGGCGCACCAAAGCAGUGGUACCUGAUACCUCAAGCACAACAUGAAAAGUUUUUCAAUGUGAUGAAGGAUUUGUUUGGCGACGAGUACAAAAACUGUUCUCAGUUCCUUCGCCACAAAACUUUUUUGGCUCUGCCGCAGUUCUUGGAGAAAAAGGGUAUAACAGUCAAUAAAACAAUCCACCGUGAAGGUGAAUUCAUUAUAACGUAUCCAUAUGGCUACCAUGCUGGUUUCAACUAUGACUAUAAUCUUGCUGAGUCUGUAAAUUUUGCGCUUGAGCUGUGGUUUGAGUAUGCAAAAUCCACAGAGAGCUGUCAAUGCAUCUCGGAUGCUGUCAAUCUUAAUGUCGAACGACUAUGGAAAAGGUAUAAAGAAGUCGGCGAUCUGAAGUUUAUGAAUGCGUAG
This is a messenger RNA of Lodderomyces elongisporus, 1149 nucleotides long. RefSeq lists its product as uncharacterized. Lineage: Eukaryota; Fungi; Ascomycota; Pichiomycetes; Serinales; Debaryomycetaceae. The record is from RefSeq and is a predicted model, not a curated record. Gene Ontology annotation, biological process: chromatin remodeling; regulation of gene expression. The transcript has a single exon. Bases 1 to 1149 code for a protein of 382 amino acids. Gene Ontology annotation, molecular function: histone H3K9 demethylase activity; histone H3K36 demethylase activity. Gene Ontology annotation, cellular component: chromatin; nucleus.